Molecule: messenger RNA, 251 nt
Organism: Staurois parvus
Lineage: Eukaryota; Metazoa; Chordata; Amphibia; Anura; Ranidae
Source: the annotation of a GenBank genome assembly
AUACCUGGUGACCCGAUGCCCGCUGUCGAGCCAGACAAUACGGUACCUGAUGACCCGGUGCCCGCUGUCGUGCCAAUUGAGUCAGAGCCCACUGUCGUGCCUGACGACUCGGUGCCCGCAGUGUUGCCAGACGACUCGGUGCCCGCAGCAAGUUGCCAGACGACUCGGUGCCCGCAGUGUUGCCAGACGACUCGGUGCCCGCAGUGUUGCCUGGUGACUCGGUGCCACUGUCGUGCCUGGUGACUCGGUGC